Molecule: messenger RNA, 1638 nt
Organism: Ogataea philodendri
Lineage: Eukaryota; Fungi; Ascomycota; Pichiomycetes; Pichiales; Pichiaceae
Exons: 1
Coding region: 1-1638 (545 amino acids)
Cellular component (GO): mitochondrion
Molecular function (GO): GTP binding; GTPase activity
Source: RefSeq, a predicted model, not a curated record
AUGAUCGCAAGACAGUUGCGAUAUAUCUCGCACACAAUCGCCAGACGCGGCGUCAAGAUCCCAGACAAUGCCCCGUCUCUUGAAGAGAACGCCGAAUGGCUCCAGAAAUUGAGGUCCCAAACGUCUGCGGCCGAGUUCCACGAGUUUUUGCCAAAAUCCACGUUCGAGAUCAAUGACGUCUCAGAGCUCGAGUCAGACGCCAACCCGGACCUCUGUAAGGUCCAGCUGCCUGGCGGAAAGCACGCGAAGAUUGUCCGCCUGCCAGACCCGGGGAGUCCGCAGCAUUUGAAAUUUUUCACAAUGUCAGUGCCCGCGUCAGAUUAUUCUGUCGCAUCGUCUCCAUUUUCGGCCCUGUCAGCAAAGAAACGGCCAAAAGCAGACAGUUCGCAGUCGUUUUCCGAUCUCAAGGUGGUGAACAUCCGCUCCGGCAACGGAGGCAAUGGCACGGUCUCGUUCUUCAGAGAUACAGGUAUUGCUGUGGGGCCUCCUAACGGUGGAGACGGCGGUGACGGCGGAGACAUUUACGUUUCUGCCGUCGAGGGACUGAGUUCUCUGCAUGGGAUCCGGUCCAAAUACGUCGCCGGCAACGGGCUGAGCGGUGAGUCGGGCCAGGCCGACGGCAAACGAGGAAACGACGUGCAUAUAACCGUUCCUGUUGGAACAACCAUAACUUGGUGUGCAGACCCCAAGGAGAUCCGUUCUUUGAUCAAAUCCAACACAGACAAAGUGUUCCACAUCAAGACCGUGUCGCGGUCGUCGUCGUCCGCGGUGCCACGCCAUAUCCAGCUAUUCAGAAACGGGUAUGAACCGGGGAAAGGAUGGGUGUUCAAGGAGAAGUCGGAGGAAUACCAUAUGGAGCGGGACUUUUUCCUGGAUCUCAACAAGAAAGUGAUGUAUUAUGACAAACAGCUGCUCGAGGAAGAGCUGCAGGACGACGUUUUCCCGAUUGUGGGAAUCGAUUUCCCGAAACCAACGAAAAAACCGGUACUGCUGCUGAAGGGCGGUCGAGGCGGCAUGGGAAAUAUGCACUUUCUCACAUCCAACGUGAGAAACCCGCGUUUUGCCAAAGUUGGACGUCCUGGACUCGAGGAGAACUUUGUGUUUGAGUUGAAGCUGUUGGCGGAUCUGGGCCUGGUGGGGCUUCCAAACGCAGGAAAGUCCACCUUGCUGCGCGCAAUCUCCAACGCAACGCCGCGUGUUGGCCACUGGGCGUUCACUACGCUGCAGCCAACCAUCGGAACGAUCCAGUUGCGUAUUGACCAACCAGCCUUCACAGUGGCAGACAUUCCAGGAGUAGUGGAAGGGGCCAACGAGAACAAAGGUAUGGGUCUGACGUUUUUGAGACACGUUGAGCGGUCCGGAGGUAUUGUUUUCGUUAUCUCAUUGGGCAACGAAAACCCGGUUGCAGAUCUCCAGAUUCUUCUCAACGAAAUGGGAACUCGUCGGAUGGAAAACAAACGGGUCUUGGUGGUGGCUACCAAGGCAGAUCUUGAAGGCACAGAGGAGAGAUAUUUGGGAUUGAAGCAGUUUGUGGAAGCUCAGGACUGGAAGAUCGUUCCAUGUUGUGCAAUGCGCAAGGAAAACAUCCAACAGGUGUUGGAAAUGAUGGCUGAAUGCUCGGGAAAAUUAGAUAAUUAA